AAUUUAUGGUCGGAGUCCGAGGUGUAGAUCACGUGACAGCGUGUGUCUUGCCACUCUUACUGGUCGCGUCAUCAACCUCUUGGUUCCAACUCUCUUUAUAUCUGUCUUUUGCCUUCAAUUUUACCUAAUAAACCCAAUCGUAAAGUCAGUUAGCAAAGCAAACCCUACCUUAGUCAUGCCCCCCAAAAAGCGCACCGCGGCCGAGGCCGUAGAGAAUCCAGAGACCAGCAGAAGCUCGCGCCGCAGGUCCAAUCGCAUCGGCUCGACCGGAACAAAGAGCAACUACUUUGAAGGCGGCAAAGACGACGACAAUGAUAGUGAGAAUACUACCGACAAUUUGGCAAAAUCAACGCCGCGGCCUAGAAAAGCGGUUAAGCUGCAAGCUGCUAGUACGCCUGCUUCUUCUGGACGGAGGAAGAAGGCACCGCUGAAGAAAGAGGAAUCGGUCGAUGAGUUGCAGGAUGACGUUGAUGAUGACGACGAUACUGAUGUGUUUGUGGAUGAUGGGGAUGAUGGUAGUGUGGUAGAUGAAGAUGAUUUCGCAUCGGACGAUGAUGAGUCGAAAAGUGAGGCCACAGCGUCGCCGCCACCGUCGGCGUCUAAGCGCGGACGCGGGAGGCCGGCUAAACAGAAGGAAGCGCCGAAGAAGUCUGGGAAGGCGAAAUCUAAGACUUUGGAUAAACCUACGGUGACUUCCAAGGCAAAGACUAGUACUAACUCUAAGCCGAAAGCGAAAGCGAAAGUUGCAUCGGAAGAACCGGAAGUGGAUGACGACGAUGAUGAUGAAGAUGAAGAUGAGAAUCGGAUUACCUUUAUUCCUGCGAUUCAACUGAGGGAUCUUGACGGUGUCGACUAUGAGGAUGAUCAACUCCAUAAGAAUACUAUAUUAUUCUUGAAAGAUCUCAAAGCCAAUAACAAUAGGAAUUGGCUAAGGGCCAACGACGAGGAAUACAGGAGAGCCUGGAAGGACUGGGAAUCAUUUGUGGAGACCAUCACCGAGAAGAUCAUCGAGGCCGAUGAGACGAUCCCGGAGCUUCCGGUGAAAGAUGUCAUCUUUAGGAUAUACAGAGAUAUCCGGUUUAGCAAGGACCAGACUCCGUAUAAGCCUCACUUCGCCGCUGCAUGGUCACGAACCGGCCGAAAGGGACCCUAUGCCUGUUAUUACGUACAAAUGGAACCAGGCCACUGCAUGGUCGGCGGCGGCCUCUGGCACCCCGAAGGCGACUCCCUGGCCCGGCUGCGCGCCAGCAUCGACGAGCGGCCCCGGCGCAUCCGCCGCGUCCUGAUGAACCCGGUCUUCUGCCGGACGUUUCUGCCGGGCGCGAAGGUCGGCAACGAGAAGUCCGUGCUCGCGGCGUUUGCGGAGGCCAAUAAGGGGAAUGCGCUGAAGACGAAGCCGAAGGGCUUCCACCCCGAACACGCAGACAUCGCGCUCCUGAAGCUACGCAACUACACCGUCAGCACGAAGCUCAAGGACUCGGACCUCACCGCGCCGAACGCGCAGGAAAAAAUCAUCAAGAUCAUCUCCGCCAUGGUCCCUUUCGUAAGUGCUGAAAUUCCAAUUUUCCCAACAAAGUAUAAGUCCAACCGACAUACGCCGGGGACGUGUCAGCAGCUAGCUAAUAUGGUGGAUGUUCGUGUGUGCAGGUCACGUUCUUGAACAAUACCGUCAGGCCGGAUCCUAAUGCUGAUAGUGAGUCUGAGUCUGAUGAUGAUGGUAAUGGCGGCAAUGGUGCUGCGGAGGAGGAAGAUGAGGACGACGACGAAGAGCAGGGCGAUCAAGAGGAUAGCGCGUAAGUUUUUUUGUAUUAAAGGAAAACGGGGGUGAGCAAAGCAGUAGUACCUACCUACAUAAUAUCAUCCGUGGAUGCCAGCACGAGUUAUGCUUGCCAUCAUAAAUAGCAAGCUUGGGUCGACUCGCAUCGCAUUGAUGUUGUCGAGAUUGAAUACGUGAUAUAAUUCCAAGUUGUAUACCUAUCUAGGUACCUACCUAACCUAGGGCAUUGAGCAAGCUACAUAGCUUGUUCAUCGUGGCCGUGGGGGGUUAAGGUAAGAGGUAGGGAGAAGAUGGUGAAACCAGGUUACCUACCUAGGUAGGUACCUUAACCAAUAUUCAUCACUCUUCUACCGACGUUAUCUUGUACC
This is a messenger RNA of Hypoxylon fragiforme, 2145 nucleotides long. RefSeq lists its product as uncharacterized. Lineage: Eukaryota; Fungi; Ascomycota; Sordariomycetes; Xylariales; Hypoxylaceae. The coding region runs from base 176 to 1660 and encodes 494 amino acids. The record is from RefSeq and is a predicted model, not a curated record. The transcript is spliced from 7 exons.